Rhododendron vialii is the source of this 1669-nucleotide messenger RNA. RefSeq lists its product as uncharacterized. NCBI's taxonomy places the organism in Eukaryota, Viridiplantae, Streptophyta, Magnoliopsida, Ericales, Ericaceae. The record is from RefSeq and is a predicted model, not a curated record. The coding region runs from base 1 to 1401 and encodes 466 amino acids. The transcript is spliced from 2 exons.
AUGGCAAGCCAGCAACCCCCAGCUCGCCCAUGGUUCCGGUUAGCGUCAAUGGCUCGUCCAGCCUCUGCCCCCACCCCUGCUCCUGCUCCACCACCAGCUCCAUCUGCUGGCCCACCGGCUCCCCAGCCAAGGCCAACAUUUGUCCGGCCCAUAGUAACCCCAACAUUUAUUACACCAGUAACUCAGCCACCACCACCUCAAGAACCUAUCUCACCGCCUCCUCCACCCUCAGCACCUCAAGCACCUGUGCCACCAUCUCCACAGCGAGCGACCCAAGCAACUGCCCCACCACCACCCGAACCACGGCAGCCAACUGCACCACCUCCUUCCCCCAUUGUUCCAGCACCACCACGGGCUGUCGUGGCACCACCAUCACCACCACCUCCCGUAGCCACAACACCAUCUGUUCUAACAUCACCUAUCAUCAAAGCAUCCACUCCUUCCCCAAAAUCAUCACCACCAACUUCAACAACUCUUCAAAUUGCACCCUCUUCAUUGCCCCCCUCUCCAAAACCAAGAGCCAGCUAUGUUCCUUCAUCUCCUCUGCCAACAAAACCAUUGUCGCCAUCCCCAGCAGCACCAGCACCUCCUUCCCCCAUACCCGUCGUUGCCCCCACAGCCAUCACGACUGCUUGGGUGCCAACCCAAACACGCUUCCCCAAAAUUGGCGAAUUAACUCAACCAAAAGCCCCAUCUCCACCCCCUAAGGUCCCAUCUCCACAGAUCCAUCCCCUCGCUCACCCACCAUCUCCACUAACAUUACCCCCAGCCCAAUUCAAGUCUGACACGGAACACCAUGCCAACAUUCCUCCAGAAGCUGAGCAGAAAACUAUUCUGGUCCAAGAAACCAUUGGAACUACACCGAAGGUGUAUGUCAGCGGGAAGAAAAUCCCUGGAAUUGCCAUGAAUCGGAAGCAAGACCUAACAAGAGACAACAAAGCAAAAGAACACGACCAUUACAAGAAGCUAUCUGAUUCUGAAGAGUUUGGGAUGAGGGUCAUCACAAUUGCAGGUGAAAACAAAGGUGCGAUCAUGGAGUUAGGCCCUACCCCUAAUUCCCAAAAAAAACAUGAGUUUGGUGGCGGAAACCCUCCUGGCCUUCACAUGAAAGGCGACCCCAAAGGUUCGAGAGGUGGUGGAAAAUUAGGAAGUGAUGGCAGCAAUAGCAGUAACGAAGAAGGAAGGAUAAAGAGCAAGGACAAAAGUGACAAAACUAUGGCGCCAAUUUCGUCACCUCCAUUGAAGGCCUUUAUGAACAGCAACGUGCAGGGUGUGAACAAUUCGAUUCUCUUCAAUAGUUCUUGUACUCACCAUGACCCUGGGGUCCACCUCUCCCUUUCUAGAAAGCCCAAUGGUGGUGGAGGCCAUGGAAUACACAUCAAGGACCGCACAAACGGCUAAUACAAUUACAGAGAGAAAGAAGAAGAAAAAAGAUAGGGGAAGUAAGGGUAUUGAUUUCACUUUCAUGUACUACAAUAAUGGGAUAAUGUGAGUGAUAUUAUGUAGAGUUAUGGUAAAAGGGACAUGGAUAUGGAUUCUUCAGUGUUUUGCUUUCCUCUAUCAUGGAAGGUAACUGAAGAUCAAGGUCCAUGGCCAGCUUCAUUAUGUUUGGUGAGCCUGGAAUAUGUUAGACAUUUCGGAGCUAAGAAAUAAAUUGUUCUUUUGUCAA